Molecule: messenger RNA, 4219 nt
Organism: Myripristis murdjan (pinecone soldierfish)
Lineage: Eukaryota; Metazoa; Chordata; Actinopteri; Holocentriformes; Holocentridae
Gene: creb5b
Product: cAMP responsive element binding protein 5b
Exons: 11
Coding region: 20-1603 (527 amino acids)
Biological process (GO): regulation of DNA-templated transcription
Molecular function (GO): DNA binding; DNA-binding transcription factor activity
Source: RefSeq, a predicted model, not a curated record
AAUAAUUUUCAGCUGUUGCAUGCAGAACAGAGAGGGAAUUAUGCCAUCACUUACAAGACAAAAAAGAAGAUGCCAACACUGUGAUGUCUACACUAAGUUUUAUGAGGAGUUGGCUGGAGUGAUGAACUCAGAGCAGGAAAGGCCAUUCGUGUGCAGCGCCCCUGGCUGUUCUCAGCGAUUCCCCACGGAGGACCAUCUGAUGAUACAUCGACACAAACAUGAGAUGACCCUUAAGUUCCCCUCCAUAAAGAACGACAACAUGUUAUCAGACCAGACGCCCACACCGACACGUUUUUUGAAGAAUUGCGAGGAGGUGGGACUGUUCAGUGAGCUGGACUGCUCCAUUGAGCAGGAGUUUCGCAAGGCCCAGGAGGAGGAGGACAACAAACAGAGCAUCUCACUGCAUGGCCAGGCGGGUCAAGGCCAACACCAGCAGUCCCACUCACGGAUGGCCAACCAUGACACCAGCAUAGUGAUCCAGCAGGCUCUGCCCUCUCCCCAGUCCAGCUCCGUCAUCACUCAGGCCCCUUCCACUAACAGACAGAUAGGGCCUGUCCCUGGCUCUCUGUCCUCACUACUGCACCUACGGAACAGACAGAGACAGCCACUGCCAGCCUCCAUGCCUGGAACGCUGCCAGACCCGACCAUGCCUGGCUCCUCCGCUGUACUGAUGCCUAUGGAGAGACAGAUGUCCAUGGGCUCCAGUAUGAUGGGUAUGCAAGGCUCUGCCCACAGCAGCUCCUGCUCUUCCAGUCACGUUCCCUCCAUGCAUUCAGAGGCCAAACUGAGACUGAAGGCUGCACUUUCACACCACCCGGGUGCCAUUGCCAACGGCAACAUGAACUCCAUGGGUCACAUGAUGGAGAUGAUGUCAUCACGGCAGGAGCAAGGGGCUCACCAUCACAUGCACUCGCACCCGCACCAGCACCUGCAGGCACCUCCACACGCUUACCAACACCACGGCCAUCACCACCACAGCCAGGCCCACAGCCAGAGUGGACACCACCACCCCCAGGGACACAACCCACAUCACAACUCCCACAAUCCUCACCUGCACCCCGGCCAUCCACAUCAAACCUCACCGCAUCCGCCGCUACACUCUGGCUCACAGAUGUCACCCGCAGCCCAGCAGAUGCAGCCAACACAGACGCUGCAGUCUCCGCCUCCCAGUGGCGGGCGUCGCCGGCGAGUAGUUGAUGAGGAUCCAGAUGAACGCAGGCGGAAGUUUCUUGAACGGAACAGAGCAGCAGCAACAAGAUGCAGACAGAAGAGGAAAGUGUGGGUGAUGUCGUUAGAGAAGAAAGCAGAAGAGCUCACCCAAACCAAUAUGCAGCUUCAGAAUGAGGUGACCAUGCUAAAGAACGAGGUGACCCAACUCAAGCAGCUUCUUCUCACCCACAAGGACUGUCCCAUCACCACUAUGCAGAAAGAGUCUCAAGGUUACCUCAGUCCAGAGAGCAGUCCGGCAGGCAGUCCAGCUCCAGCAUGCUCCCAACAGCAGGUCAUUCAGCACAACACCAUCACCACCUCCACCACAGCUGUAGGGGGCAGCAAUGUGCACGGACAGCCCAACCACCGCACAGACAUUAACCCCAUCCACUAGAGACAAGAGAGACUAGAAGCCAGGCUGUAGCCCUGACACCCCCCUCCUCUCCUCCCUUCCCUCCUCCAUCAAGAGAAACCUCUGAGGCCUGCAAGGCCGUUCUUUAUACAGUAGCUAUGUAUUUUUAUAGAACAACCCUAUUAACGCAUAAAUGCUCUAUGGUUUGUUGUCUGUCUAUUUUUUUUAAUCUGUGUUUUUUUUUUUUUUUUUUUUUUAAAUUUGUGCUUAACCGAAAGGGAGUUAUGCUAAAAUCAUACAUCAUUAACAUGUGACUUUUUUUGUUGUUGUUUAAUGGUACAAAACGGGCCACUGUAGUCAUGGCACCGGAGGAAAGGGACAUAAGCGUCAGAAUGUCAUCUCUGCACCAGCCCUUACAUCUCUGUAUGACUGAUGUAUUGAAUAAAUUAGUAAUGGAGUCAGAUCACAAUGUAUGCAUCACAUAUGGACUGUAUGCUUAGUGUAUGCACCAUGUGUGUCCUACAAAGCCUUAGUGUAGUUAACAGGUAGUCAGUGUCAUGGCCUGUACAUGAUCAAACUCAAUAUGGCUGCCUUUAGGCUGCCAUGAUACGUUUUGAAGAUGGGAAUAUGCAAGCAGGUAUUUUUUUUUUUUUUCUAGCAAUGUAUGACUGUUAAACUUUUCCCUGUCAAAGGUAUUCAGAGAACGUUAUCAAAUAUAGCAUGAGGAUGAAAGUACCAUAUGAUCAAAUUGAAGCAAUACAUCCCAGUAUUGAUCAUUGACUCUAUGUCCUCCUUAUGAUCAGCAUGGCCAAGCCAAUCUGGUCGCGAGGACAUACUUUGCUGUUACAGCUAUAUAACUGUACACUGUGAUACCAGUGAGGCAGCUUGGGAGUUGCAGCAAACUCCUCCGUUCUCCAGGACCAACUGAAGCUUUAAUGAAUGAGGCCUCUUUUGUGUGUUAUUGCAACUAAAGAUCCAUUUUUUUGGAUUCAGUGGCAGAUUCCAAAUGAAUAUAAAAUUCCAGUGUGUGUGUGUAUGUGUGUGUGUGUGUGUGUGUGUGUGUGUGUGUGUAGACGUGUUUAUGCUUGCGGGCAUACUUUUAUGCGUGCUCUGUGAAUAUGUACAUAAUGCGCUUGUGUUCAGCCUUCUGUCCUCUGCAGAACAAAGUUCAGCAGGGAUACAAAGAAAGAAGAAUGGGAAGUGUGUGAGUAUGGUGACUGUGAGAGUGAUUUUCUUGACUGAGUGUUUAUCGGUGUGAAUUGAUGAGUAAUUGGAUUGACAUUGUUUUUAUCCCACAACUGGCAUAAGUGUUCUAGUGUUUCUGAAGAGGUGCGGUUUUGCCUCUUGCUUUCCAAAACGUCACAAUGUGCCUGAAUUUUUCUUGUUGGCUUACGGAUGCCAAUUCCUUUGAAUACCUUAAUUAUCAUGAUUUUUCUGUAAAACAAUCAAGCCCAAUCAGUUGCUUUUCACAGACUCAGUUUUACUAUGAAUCAUUACAUUUUAUGUUAUCUGUUAUUGGCUUCGUCAGGGAUGUCUGCUGCAUGUUAGGGUAAAACAGCUGACCAAGGAGAAAACCGCUCAUCUUCCAUUUGACCUCUGACCUCUUGCUCUCUCUCUCUCUCUCUCUCUCUCUCUCUCUCUCUCUCUCUCUCAUGAUGGUAGCAGUAGGUGUAGUGAGUGCAGGGAUUUACCUUUUGUACCCCCCCAGCCUUGAAACUUAUUGCCUUUCUUAUGUUGAACAGAACUCACCUUUCCUUUCCUAUGGCCAGGAAUGUUGAUGUCGAUUUGUUAGCAUGACCAUAAUGCACUGUGUUUUACAGUAGGAGUGAUGAGACACUCUCCACUGGUGGCGAGUUCGCAGAGCUGUCUAUGCACUUUGUCCUCUGUUGUGGCAGAGGGUAGAAUAGCCAUAUUAAGGUCUGAGUAAUUCUCUGUGAUCUCCUCAUUUCACACACCAGCGAGACACUUAACUGUCUUUGGCUUUAUCUAGACUGUGCCUGACAUGGAUCACAUUGUCUGUCUAUAUAAGAAGGGAACCUGCUGUAGGGCUCACAUCCUACACUCAGGCCUUUCAUUAUCAGCUGGGGCUCAGCAAAGAGCCCUGCAACAACUCAGAUCUGUCAGUUAGCGUGUGCCCUUUUGUCCUGAUGAAAUCCAAAAGCUCCAGUUUUGUCAAUGAUGAAGGAAGCUUAUAUAUGAAACUGGAAAUGCUCUUUAUUAUCUUAUGGGUGACAUCGCAGUUUUGUAGUGGCAUUCAGACUGUUUGUGUCAUGUCGAACUCCUGUGUGUGUGUGUGUGUGUGUGUGUGUGUGUACAGUAUACUAUGCGUGCUGAUGAGAAUGAGAAACUAAUUCUCUUUAAAAGGGCUUUCUUGUAGCGACCCAAUAAAACCCUUAAACAAAGGCUUGCCUUAUUUUAUUUUAUUUUAUUUUAUUUUUUUAAAGCAUAUCUAGAUUAUUAGAUCAUUCCAAAUUAACCUCUUGCAUGUGAAAAUGUGGCAAAUGACCUCAAAAUACUUUCAACUGGAAUCAUUAGGAGGAUUUUGCUGUUUUUGAGUUAGACAUGAAAAUCUUUAGUUCAUUUUGGGACAGUGGAUCCAGGUUGCGCAUAAGGAAAAAAAAAGAUAUUUGUCUACUGUAAAAGCAGACGAACAGGACA